CUUGAGAGCAAUAAAGAAAAUGAAGAAAGGUUGGAUUUUGCUAUCUAUUUCGCAGAAGGAAAGUACCAGAAGGACAGAUAUACUAACAUAUUUUUGGAGGUAAUUUUUGUUGCUUUUAUAACAUGUUCAAAGUUGGACUGACCAAAGCGAAUCUUACCUCCCAUCUUUUAAUAAAAUAAGGAGCUGGAGCCUUCCCCACACCUGCAGCUACAUAUAUAUCUAAACCAAAACCGACUAAGCCAACAAUACACAGAGGAACUCAUGGCUUCCCCAAAUGUCAAACACAUCUCAGAGUGCUUCAUCCAGCCACACUAUGCUUCCCAAGAAUCGAAGCAAUCCUUUUACUUGACCCCCACUGACCUCGCCAUGCUCUCCGCCCACUAUAUCCAGAAAGGCCUCCUCUUCAACAAACCUCCUGAAGCCAACAGCCCCAAUUUUCUCGAUACCCUUUUGGCGAAACUGAAGUACUCUCUUUCCCUCGCACUCGUUCACUUCUACCCCCUCGCCGGUCGCCUUGUGACCAAGAAAGAACAAGACCCUCAUCUCUACUUGGUGUACGUGGAUUGCAGCAACAGCCCCGGAGCCAAGUUCAUCCAUGCUUCUCUUGACAUGUCCAUCUCCGACAUUCUUUCCCCAACUGAUGUGCCCUUGGUGGUUCAGUCCUUGUUUGAUCACGACAGGGCGGUCAACCACGACGGCCACACCAUGUCACUGCUGACGGCUCAAGUCACAGAAUUGGUGGACGGCGUUUUCAUCGGGCUGUCAAUGAAUCAUGCAGUGGGAGACGGAACAUCUUACUGGCAUUUCUUCAACACUUGGUCUGAAAAUUUCCAAGCACAAGAAAAGAAUGUCCUGAUUUCAGAGAAUAUUUCCAACCCACCAGUGUUGGAUCGGUGGUUUCUAGAAGGUCAUGGUCCGAUUAUCAGCCUGCCUUUCACCGACCCAAGUGAGUUCAUUGACAGAUUCGAAGCACCAAAACUCAGAGAGAGAAUGUUUCACUUCUCCGAAGAAUCCCUAGCCAAACUCAAAGCCAAGGCCAAUUCAGAGUGCGACACCAGCAAAAUCUCCUCCUUCCAGGCCUUGUCUGCGCUUCUCUGGAGGACUAUUACUCGAGCGCGUCUUCUGCCACCAGAUCAAGAAACCAGUUGUAGAUUGGCUGCGAAUAGUAGAGCAAGAUUAGACCCGCCAUUGCCUCCAAAUUACUUUGGCAACUCAAUUUAUCCUAUCAGAUCUGAAGUGAUCAAAUCUGGUGAGUUGCUUGAACACGGGCUUGGAUGGGCGGCGUGGAAAUUGCACCAGGCUGUGGUUAACCUCAAUGACCAAGCACUAAAAGGAUUUCUUACUGAAUGGUUACAGUCUCCCACUGUGUUUACUCUGCGAUUUUUCGAUCCAUUUAGCGUGAUGAUGGGGAGUAGUCCGAGAUUUGACAUGUAUAAAAAUGAAUUUGGGAUGGGAAAAGCUAUGGCGCUACGAAGUGGGUAUGCCAACAAGUUCAGUGGCAAAGUGUCUUCGUUUCAAGGGCGCGAAGCAGGAAGCAUCGACUUGGAGGUGUGUCUUCCUCCGAAGGUAAUGAGGGCUCUCGAAUCUGAUUAUGAAUUUAUGGAAGCUGCCUCUGCACCAAGUUAUGAGUGGUCAAGCUAGUUUGAAAAUUAGUACGCUAAGCUGAAACUGUAUGAUGUUGCCAUGUUUAUGGUUCUUUACCUUGAGUCGAAUAAGAAAAUAGUCAAAAUACCAUGAGAAUAAUGAUGAUGUUCCACCCGAUCGAUCUUCUUUAAUCAUGGUUGUCGAUCUAAUUAGUUGGAUAUUUUUGUCGAAAAUUGUUUGGUGCUUUGGAGAAUGUGUCAUUCUCCUUUGACAUUGAAUUUUAAAUAAU
Rosa chinensis is the source of this 1873-nucleotide messenger RNA. RefSeq lists its product as uncharacterized. The record is from RefSeq and is a predicted model, not a curated record. The coding region runs from base 262 to 1641 and encodes 459 amino acids. NCBI's taxonomy places the organism in Eukaryota, Viridiplantae, Streptophyta, Magnoliopsida, Rosales, Rosaceae. The transcript has a single exon.